This is a messenger RNA of Exophiala bonariae, 2412 nucleotides long. RefSeq lists its product as uncharacterized. Bases 1 to 2412 code for a protein of 803 amino acids. The transcript has 3 exons. Gene Ontology annotation, molecular function: oxidoreductase activity; FMN binding. The record is from RefSeq and is a predicted model, not a curated record. NCBI's taxonomy places the organism in Eukaryota, Fungi, Ascomycota, Eurotiomycetes, Chaetothyriales, Herpotrichiellaceae.
AUGGAGCCCACAACCCUGCAGAAGCAAGCGAACGCCCGAGGCUCGGCCGGCGGAUUUUCUGAUGCAGCACUCGACGUAUCACCAAUCCCAGGGAUUGAGCGUGAGAACGCGAAGAUAUUCACUCCCCUACGCAUAGGAGACUUGAGAUUACAGCAUCGAGUUUUUCAUCCGGCCAUGGGCCGCUCGAGGUCCAUCAAUGGUGCUGAAAGUCCAUUGGCCAAAGAAUACUUCUCUCAGAGAACCACCGCUGGCAGUCUGAUGAUCUCUCAGGCUACAGGCAUCACAGCAGAUUCGGUCGCGUGGCCGUGGGCGGCAAGCCUACAUAAUUCAGCUCAGCAAGCAGCUCUUGUUCCCAUCAUUAAAGCUGUUCAUGAAAAUGGGGGAUAUUGGUUCCAACAGCUCUUUCACGUUGGUCGAUGCACGACACCUGCCCUUGUAAAACGCGCCCGGAAUCAAGCAGGCUUAUAUAACCCACCACCAUAUGGGUACCGACCAGUAUCAUCCUCGAAUGUACCCGAAUCGGCAAUCAACACCCACUCAGGGGAAAGUUCGGGAGCUCCCCACGAUCUAUCCAUCCAAGAAAUUCAUGAUCUUACGAACCACUUCAAGAGUGCUGCAAAAAGAGCAGUGAAUGCUGGCGCGGAUGGUAUUGAGAUUCUGGCGGGCAAUGGCUGGUUGAUCGACCAGUUCUUGCAUGACAACAUCAACAAACGUAACGACGACUAUGGUGGAAGUAUCGAGAAUAGGUCUCGAUUUGCCCUUGAAGUGGUGGAAGCUGUCGCGGAAGCUGUUGGCUAUCAGCGGAUCGGAAUUCGCCUCAGUCCAUUCUCCUUCUUCCACGAAACCGAUGGCUCACAGCCUCUAGAGCAAGUCCUUCAUCUUUCUGCUGAACUUGUUCGCCGCGGAAUUGCCUAUCUCCAUGUUGGGCAGGGAAAGUUUACCCGCGGCCUCAGUCUUUCGCAGAACGUUCAACGCUUGGUGAGCAAAGGAAUUGCUGCUGAAGACAUUUCAUUGCGACCUUUUCGCCAACUACUUGAUACCACUCGUCCUAUUGACCCUCUUCAUAGUCCGGCCGCACUGAUAGGCAAUGGAGGUUACAACGGCACCUCGGCCAUUCUGGCAGUUGAAGAAGGCCUGGCAGAUGGUAUAUCCUUCGGCAGGCGUUUCAUUUCGAACCCAGAUCUUGUUAAACGCUUGCAAUUGGGCAAACUAUUGACACCUAAUAACACCUCCACCUUUUACAGCCAUGGAGCCGAGGGUUUCAUAUCAUAUGACCCCCAUGACAACAAACAUGAUGGCUCCUCUGAAACUUCAUUAACAUCAGACGACAUCUCAUCAGACACACCGCCGUCUGCCCCACUCGUCGAGCAUGGCAAUCGGAGUGUGGCUAUCAUCGGCGCUGGGGUCAGCGGUAUUGCUUCGGCUGCCGCAUUCAGCCGGGUUGUAGGCUUCGAUCUACACAUAUUCGAGCGUCAGAGUGCAUCGGGAGGCGUUUGGCUCUAUGAUACUCAUCGGGAUUCCGUACCCGUGCUCCUUACUGAGAAUUCGACGGUGGAUGGCACGACUCCUAGAUCACUAUCAGGAGAAUUGCCAGUCACAGAGCCAUACAGCAGCCCCCAAAUCCAAAUUCCUGCAGCUGCACUAAAUCCCAAAAUCCGAGUGAACUUUCCUUACAAUGUUCUCAGUCAGGGUAGUAUGUUCGAAACCAGCUUGCUGCAGGAGCCUGAGAACCUCUCCUUGACUUGCAAAGACAUUUCAGGCGCGGUAGCACGGAAAGCCAAGGACUUCGAGCAUCUGAUUCAAUACCAAACAACUGUUGAGAAUGUCGAAAGGCUGGACAAUGACCGAUUACGCCUCAGAUUUCGUAAGAAGAACCCAGACAACACGGAUACGUGGUCAGUUCAGGACUUCGACCAUUUGAUCGUUGCAACUGGCCAUCAUUCGGGUCCACUGGCUCCGCACUUUUACCCAUUCUUGUCGGAGGUGCGGCCACCGUCGGUGUCGGGAUAUCGAGUACCAGCAUUAUAUCAACACAUAUUUGACAUGCAUAACCCAGCUACCAUUGCAUUCAACGGAGUACCGAGCGGUCCGAUUCCAUGGCUUACGUGGGAGAAGUCUGCAUUCCUGAUAGCAUUACUCUGGUCUGGGAAAAUCAAAUUGCCCUCCAGGGAAGAUCAAGAAGCAUGGGAAACGAGGCGAGUUGCACAGACCGGGGAUCGCAAAUUCCAUGCUUUGGAGGAGAUAGUGGACCAAGUCCUGUACUUCGAUGAGCUCAAUGAGCUUGCUGAAGACUACCUUUUUACCGACAACCGGGAUGACCUUCUGCUGCGCAGCUUCCCGUUCAGCUUGGUGUUAGAGAUCAUCAACUCAAAGAAGUUUCAUGCUGAGUCGUACAGUGGUGUUACCUCCUAG